Columba livia (rock pigeon) is the source of this 3156-nucleotide messenger RNA. RefSeq names its product nephrocystin 1 (gene NPHP1). Gene Ontology annotation, cellular component: cilium; cytoplasm. Lineage: Eukaryota; Metazoa; Chordata; Aves; Columbiformes; Columbidae. Gene Ontology annotation, biological process: protein localization involved in establishment of planar polarity. The coding region runs from base 241 to 2073 and encodes 610 amino acids. Gene Ontology annotation, molecular function: protein binding. The transcript has 20 exons. The record is from RefSeq and is a predicted model, not a curated record.
GGUCCCUUCCAGCCCCGGACGUCCUGCGAUUCCGAUUCUGUUGCGUGGGGCUGCGUGGGGCGGGGGCUCAGCACGUUGUACCCGCAGUGCCACGGCGCAGACCGCGGUGAUUUCCACCCAGCGGGUGGCCCAGGCCGCGCCGCCCCGCUUCGGCCCCGCAGCGCCUACAACUCCCGGCUUGCCGCGCGGCCCAGAAGUGACGCCAUCCCUGCGCGCCGCAGCGCCCGUUGCCUGGCAACCAUGGCGGGGCGGCGGGCGCGGGGCCCGUUGCAGCGGCUGCAGCGGCGGAGCCGGGAGCUGCAGGCGCAGGUGGAGGCGCUGCGGGCGGAGAGCGCGGCCGCGGCCCCCGGGCAGCGGGAGGCCCUUUCGCUGAGAUGUACGCAGCUGAAGAAACUGGUGGAUGAGAAUACAAAUGCUCUUCGUGGCUUGAAAAAAGCCGACGAGCCUGCGCCCGUGGGGAAUUAUAAUCAGAGGAAAGAAGAAGAAGAAAAGCUGUUGCUAAAACUCUCUCGGCAGCUGCAGAAACUUGUUCUGGUCCUGGAUCAGGAUAACAUCACGACGAAUUACGCAGUGGAUGAUGAGCAUCACAAAGAUCCUCAAAGUGAAGACGAGAAGGAGGAAGAGAGUGAAGAUGAGAGUGAAGCUGAAGAAAGCAGCGAGGAGGAAGACAGUGAGGAAGCAGACGAUGAGGAUAAAUUGCUGGAUGAUCCAAACGUUAAAGAAUGUAUUGCUGUUGGGAACUUCAGUGCGCAGCAGGAAGGGGACCUCACAUUCACGAAAGGUGAAGUCCUGCUUAUCCACGACAAGAAGGCGGAUGGCUGGUGGGUUGCCGAAAACUCGAGAGGGGAGAGAGGCCUCGUUCCCAGAACGUACCUCGCGGUCUAUAAUGAAGAUGAAGAAAACCAAGAGCAAAGUGAAGAACACAUUGAAGUGGUGGAUGAAACCGCAGAUGGAACUGAAAUUAAAAAAAGAGCAGAUUCUCACUGGAGUGCCAUCCGAAGAGCCAUCGCAGAGAAUGACACAGUAGAGGUACUGGCCACCACCGGAGCGGUUCCUGCAGGAUUCCGCCUGUCCUCGCUCUUCCAGCUCUUACAAGAAGGCAAAGAGUUUCGAGCAAGUUCCUUUUUGCAGCCCGACCUGACUCCAUCGCAGUUGGCUUUCAAAGACUUGGUCUGGGACUCUGAGAAAAAUACGAUCUGUCCCAGACCAACUCGAGUCUCCCUGGUUGUCACUGUGUGCAGCUGUAAAAUGAUUCCUCUCCCAGGAGUCAGCAUCCAGGUGCUCAGCAGACACGUCCGACUCUGCCUGUUCGAUGGCAAUCGGGUGCUGAGUAACAUUCACACAGUGAGAGCUACAUGGCAGCCUAAAAAUCCUCAAACCUGGUCCUUUUCUCCAAAGGUAACGGGCAUUUUACCCAGCUUGCUCGAUGGCGACUGUUUUGUCAGGUCCAACUCUCUGUCUUCAGACAUUGGUAUAUUAUUUGAACUUGGUAUCACUUAUAUUCGCAACUCAACGGGUGAAAGAGGAGAGCUGAGCUGUGGCUGGGCUUUUCUGAAGCUCUUUACUCCUAGCGGACUGCCUGUUCCUCCCAAGAUGCAUGAGCUGCUAUUAAACGGCGGUACUCCCUAUGAGAGAGGCGUUGAGGUUGACCCAUCGAUAUCAAGAAGAGCAGGCAGUGGUGUUUUCCAUCAGCUCAUAACACUGAAGAAGCAGCCUGUGCUUGUAGUGAAACUGAAGUCAUUAAGUGCACAAUCAAAAGACACUCUGAAUUUGCUACCAGAAACAUUAAUUGGCAGCAUGUGCUACGCCCAUCUCUUGGUGUUUUAUCGACAAAUCCUUGGUGAUGCACUGCUGAGAGACAGAAUAAGCACACAAAGCACAGAAUUAAUCUGUAAUCCUAUUUUAGCAACUUUCCCUCAACUCAUGGAUGAACCAGACCUGAUGGAUGCGCUCCGGAGUGCUUGGGCAGACAGAGAAACAACAUUGAAAAGAUCUGAGAAGCGGGGAAGCUAUUACAGGUUCCUACCCAAAGUGUGGCCCUUCCCACGAUGCGCUUCCAAUAUUGGUUCUUGAUUCGAGACACCUGACGUGGCGCGGCAGGAUCCUGCAUUCAUUGUGCGUGCUACUGAACAGAUACACACGGGGAUCUCCCUGUGUAUGCAAAUAAACCAAAAUGCUGUUGAGUCAGAAUCGCUUUUUCAAGGCCAUUCAUCCAAACUGAAAGCUGAUCUGCUCAAAGUAUCAGUAACUUCUUGCUAUCCCAGAACCAUCCAGUUUUACCUGAUUUGUCGUGUGCCUCUCCCACGGUAGGAUUGCUGCCUGGCCAAUUCUAACUCCUUUUGCGUGGUUGUGACACUUAGCUGUAAAUCACCUGCCGAGACGUGAACUGUUCAAUGCCAGUCCUGCUGCUGUUUCUGGAAGAGUCUGGGUGGUCAGUGAGUUUUCCAGGAGGCAGCGUGUCCUUGCACAAAAUGGUUUUCUAGUGUAUGUGGGGAAAAUGAGGCACACAAAUCUUGUGUGGUGCUCAGGAGAUCUUCAGUGUUUGAUAAUUGAGCAGGUUGACUCUUAGUCUCUGCAGUUUGCAAACUGGUCUUUACUGGGGAGGAUAUAAUUCCCGCCACACGCAGAAUGUCCUGUCGGAGUGUAAAGUAACAGUACUUACGGUGCAGCCGUACCUCCUGCCAAGUGCUGCGAGGAGCGUGGGACUGGUGCAACCCUCCGCCUGGGCAGCAGAGAAUACUUGGGUAGAAGUGCUUGCCAACACCGCCUGUUUGCACUGAAGUAUUUUCAAAUACUCUUCCGUGCAGAGAGAUCAAGAAUUUCUGAAGUCUCAGUUUGUCCUGGCGUACCACGACUCCGUCUUCCCUCUUCUCCACUCGACUGCCCUCCCCGACUACAAGUGGGCUGAGGAGGAGUCGGAAGCGUCUCGCUGGAAGGUGAUUGCCGACUUUUUGAAAAAGAGCCGAGAGAACGAUGGUGCGCUUCAGUAUCUGCUCUCGUCAGAAAACACUCACAAAGCCUUUGAUAUCUCAGAGCUGGCUUACGAUUUCUUAGGAGAAGUGAGGCAAAACAAUCCUGGAGUAUGAAUGGAUUAUAGAACAAUACAUGCUACAUAAGAAUGGCUAACAAUAUAAAUAAAUUCUUAUAUAAAAGAAA